This is a messenger RNA of Camelina sativa (false flax), 1666 nucleotides long. RefSeq names its product syntaxin-81. NCBI's taxonomy places the organism in Eukaryota, Viridiplantae, Streptophyta, Magnoliopsida, Brassicales, Brassicaceae. The record is from RefSeq and is a predicted model, not a curated record. Gene Ontology annotation, biological process: retrograde vesicle-mediated transport, Golgi to endoplasmic reticulum. Gene Ontology annotation, cellular component: SNARE complex; endoplasmic reticulum; membrane.
ACAAAAUUGAACCAAAAAAAAAAGGCAAGCCCUUUCUCUCUCUCUUCUCUUCUCUUCUCCUCUCCUCUCCUCUCCGAUCUUCUCUGUGACCCUCGUCGUCUAUUUCGCCAUCUGUGAAUCUAAAGAGACUGUGAUUCUAAAGCUAUUGACUGCUUGGUUGAUUGAUUGAUAAGGAAGAAGCAUUGAUCUCUGAUCUGAAUUUUGUGUACAAGAUGUCGAGAUUUAGAGACAGAACCGAGGAUUUCAAGGAUUCUGUUCGGAAAGCUGCUGUUUCGAUUGGUUAUAAUGAGUCUAAAGUGGCAGCGACAAUGGCGUCUUUUAUUAUACAUAAGCCAAAGGAGAGAUUGCCGUUCACUAGAGCUGCUUUCAAAACGCUGGAAAGCAUCAGGGAGUUGGAUCAGUUUAUGUUGAAGCAUCGAAAGGAUUAUGUUGAUAUGCACCGGACUACAGAACAGGAAAAGGAUAGUAUUGAACAAGAAACUACUCUUUUUAUAAAAACUUGCAAAGAACAGAUCGAUAUUCUCAAAAACAGUAUAAGAAAUGAAGAAGCAAACUCCAAAGGAUGGCUUGGCCUCCCUGCAGAUAACUUCAAUGCUGAUACUAUAGCACACAAACAUGGAGUGGUUUUGAUUUUGAGUGAGAAACUUCAUUCAGUCACUGCCCAGUUUGAUCAGCUUAGAGCUACUCGUUUCCAAGACAUUAUUAACAGAGCUACGCCGAGAAGAAAACCUAAGAGGAUCGUGAAGGAAGCUAAUCCAAUUAACACGACUCUGGCAAAUUCGGAGUCCAUAGAACCUGAUGAAAUUCAGGCCCAACCUCGUAGAGUACAACAACAACAACAACAACUUCUAGACGAUGAGACACAAGCCCUUCAGGUAGAGCUAAGUAAUCUUUUAGAUGGUGCUAGGCAGACAGAGACUAAGAUGGUGGAGAUGUCUGCGUUAAACCACUUGAUGGCAACUCAUGUUCUGCAACAAGCCCAACAGAUAGAGGUUCUUUAUGACCAGGCGGUUGAGGCAACAAAGAACGUGGAGCUUGGAAACAAAGAGCUUUCUCAAGCAAUCCAACGUAACACCAGCAGCAGAACCUUUCUCUUGCUGUUUUUCUUCGUCCUUACUUUCUCCGUCUUGUUCUUGGAUUGGUACAGUUAAAGAAACCAUUUUCCAACAACAAACCUCAUACAGUUUGUGUAGAUUUUGAUUAUUGUUAACUAACGAUAAAUUAUUUGAAAAUUUGGAAAGAGGUGGUUCAAUGUUAAAACAAAAAGUUACGAGACUUUGGAAGGAGCUUUGAUCGAACUCAAGUCUCAUUUAUUACCAAAUUUGACACCUUUGAGAUCAGAUGUCUGAAUAUAGAACUCACAGUUGCCUCGUGGCCAAAGGAGCGACGUAACGAGAGAGAUAACCUAAAAAGGAGUGGACAAAAAAGAUCCCAAAACGGUGUCGUGUGCUACUGUACUUGAGAGUCUCUCACCUUGGAUGUGCUUUUUGACCUCCUCUUCUCUUUCAGUCUCUCUCUCUCUCUCCAUCCAAAACAAUCCCUUUCUCUCUCAUCUCCUCUCUUCUCUUCUCUCUGUCUUCCUCUAUUCAUUAAACCGCCGGAGCAAAAACCCUUUUCUCACAACCCAAAGAGAAAUGCGGUCCUAAUGCAAUAUUGAUUCAUAGAA